AUGUCAGCCAGGCCCAGGGCCGUGUGUUCCUUGACAGCCCAGGUGAUGGGUGGGUUGUCCAUCUUCCACCUCAUCGUGCACUUGAUCACAACUACCAUCGAUCCAGCCGACACCAAUGUCCGACUCAAAAAGGACUAUUCGGAGCCUGUGCCGAUCUUCGACCGGUCCAAACAUGCGCAUGUGAUCCAGAACCAGUAUUGCCACCUGUGUGAGGUUACUGUGAGCAAGAAAGCCAAACAUUGCAGCUCCUGCAACAAAUGUGUCUCUGGUUUCGACCACCACUGCAAAUGGCUGAACAACUGCGUGGGCAGCAGAAACUACCGGUUCUUCUUCUCCUCUGUGGCCUCAGCUGUAGUUACCCUGCUUGGCAUGAUGGUUAUCUUGUUGUACAUCUUCAUCCAGUACUUUGUCAACCCCGAAGAGCUUCGCACAGACCCCAAGUAUAAAGGGAUCAGCUCUAAGAACAUAUGGCUGCUGUUCCUCCCACUGUGGCCUGUGCCUGUGAAGACUCCCGUGGUCGUUUCCAUCGCGGUGGUGGUAUUCCUGCUAGCCAUCGCCAGCUUCGUGCUGCUCGGGCACCUGCUCGUCUUCCACUUCUACCUGAUUGCCAAGAACCUGAGCACAUUUGACUAUAUGAUGAAGACCCGAUUCCAGAAGAAUUCACAUUCAGCAGAAAAAAAGGAUCCAUCUGUACGGAAAAAGGGGACCAGUUCCCAGGAAAAGAGUAACAACUCGAGCUGGUCUCAGACCUCACCGAGAGUGGAGCCCCAGAAAUUCCUGCUGUCUUCUCUUUCGCAGCAAUCAGAUGUGUGUUUCAUAGCUCCAGCUCCAAAGAUUACUCCACAGUAA
Molecule: messenger RNA, 849 nt
Organism: Cricetulus griseus (Chinese hamster)
Lineage: Eukaryota; Metazoa; Chordata; Mammalia; Rodentia; Cricetidae
Source: RefSeq, a predicted model, not a curated record